AUGAAAUUCGCAAAGCUGUUCUCCGUCUUCUCUCUAGCCACACUGGCCGUCGCCGUUCCCACAAAUGAAAACAGCGGCAAAGAAAAAGAUAUACCCUGGGGGGCAUUCCCAGUGUCAUCGACCCCCGCUGUGCCAAUUCCAAUCGCAACGCCAACUCCGACGCCAACUCCUACAUCCACAGACGUCGAGCACCUCGGACGAGCCGUGAUAGUAAAUCGCUGCAAAGUUCCAAUUUACAUCUGGUCCGUAGGGUCGAUCAUUCGCCCCCAAGCCACGAUCCUCCCGUACGGACGUUUCUUCGAGACCUAUCGCCACGACAAAGAAACCGGCGGCAUUGCGCUCAAAAUCAGCACCGUGCACGAUGGACUGUACUCGAGCUCGCCCAUGACGAUUUUCGCAUACAAUCUGGCCGGUGGUAGUGUGUGGUACGACCUGUCCGACGUGUUCGGAGACCCGUUCGCGGGCCAUCCGGUUACACUGCAGCCAGCAGAACCUCAGAUCCUCUGGCAAGAUGGGAUUCCGCCCAGUGGAAGUAUGGUUCGAGUGCGGGAUGCCUCAGGAGAUUUGGUUCUGACGAUCACCGAAUCGGCCGACACCCCGCAUUUCUCCAUUUCCCCAACUCCCACAUUCGCCUCGGCUCUUAAGCAACCUCCAUCCUUUAACCUCCCCUCCAAAUUCAUUCAAAGGCACAUCACAAUGGUCACUCCAGCAAUUAGGGUGGCUCCCUCAGCUGCUAAUCGUGCCUUGAAUCUCCUACGCACCGUCCAAUUCACUCACCCGCCUAGCUGUCCCUGCCAUCGCAAUCCGGGCUACCACAACACAAACACACCCUCGCUUAUGACCCAUGUCAAGCGUCAUCUGGCCACACCUGUUGACCCCACGCGGGAGAAGGAAUAUGCAUUUGAAAUGGCUGCCUCGAGCAUCCGGUUCGGUCCCGGCUGUACCAAGGAAGUCGGCAUGGACUUUGCGAACAUGGGCGCCAAGCGUGUUUGCAUUGUGACCGAUUCCAACGUCGCCAAGCUUGAUGCUAUGAAACAGGCUGUUGAAGGUCUGACCAGGGAGGGCAUUGAGUUCACUAUCUUCGACAAGGUCCGCACGGAGCCGAAGGACAGCUCGAUCAUGGAGGCUAUUGCUUUCGCCAAGCCUUACAAGCCCGAUGCUUUCCUCGCAGUUGGUGGUGGCUCCGUCAUCGACACAGCGAAGCUUAUGAACCUAUACAACUGCUACCCAGAAGCCGACUUCCUCGACUUUGUCAAUGCGCCACUAGGCAAGGGCCGGCCCGUCGACAAGAAACUACUCCCCCUCGUCGCUGUGCCCACGACAGCGGGAACCGGUUCCGAAACAACCGGCACGGCCAUCUUCGACCUCGUCUCCAAGAAAGCUAAAACUGGUAUUGCCCACCGCAACUUAAAGCCUACCCUCGGCAUCUGCGACCCCCUCAAUACCCGCACCAUGCCCUCAGCGGUCCACGCUGCCUCCGGUCUCGACGUACUCUGCCACUCGCUCGAGUCCUGGACCGCAAUUCCCUACCACGAGCGUACUCCUCGUCCUACAAACCCCAUCAACCGCCCCGCAUAUCAGGGCGCAAACCCCAUCUCGGAUAUCUUCUCCCUCGAGGCCCUCCGCAGCACGGUUAAGUAUCUGCCCCGCGCGGUGAGGGAUCCAGAAGACCACGAGGCGCAGUCGAAUAUGCUUCUAGCUGCUACGCUAGCCGGUGUCGGAUUCGGUAAUGCUGGUGUCCACCUGUGCCACGGCAUGAGUUAUCCCAUCUCCAGCCAGAACCCGGGCUACAAGCACAAGGGGUAUCAGGUCGAUCACCCUAUCAUUCCUCACGGUGUUUCCGUCGCUGUUACCGCGCCUGCUGUCUUCCGCUUCACCGGUGCUUCGAACCCAGACCGUCACUUGGCUGCUGCUGAGGCAUUCGGUGUUGAUAUCUCGACCGUCAAGCGUGAGAGUGCUGGUGAAGUUCUCGGUGAGGCUAUUGCUCAGUUCUUGGCUAAGUUGGGUGACCAGCCUCGUGGAUUGAAGGAUCUGGGCUUCAAGAGCUCGGAUCUUGAGGGUCUGGUUGAGGGCACUAUUCCUCAGCAGCGUGUGCUGAUGCUGGCACCGAACCUCAGUGGUGAGCUUGAGGCUGAGAGGGGUGAGUUGAGGAAGCUCUUGGAGGAGUCUUUGGACUAUUAG
Penicillium atrosanguineum is the source of this 2181-nucleotide messenger RNA. RefSeq lists its product as uncharacterized. The transcript is spliced from 4 exons. Gene Ontology annotation, molecular function: alcohol dehydrogenase (NAD+) activity; metal ion binding. The record is from RefSeq and is a predicted model, not a curated record. Bases 1 to 2181 code for a protein of 726 amino acids. Lineage: Eukaryota; Fungi; Ascomycota; Eurotiomycetes; Eurotiales; Aspergillaceae. Gene Ontology annotation, cellular component: mitochondrion.